Molecule: messenger RNA, 2762 nt
Organism: Mugil cephalus (flathead mullet)
Lineage: Eukaryota; Metazoa; Chordata; Actinopteri; Mugiliformes; Mugilidae
Product: E3 ubiquitin-protein ligase TRIM39-like
Exons: 8
Coding region: 77-1741 (554 amino acids)
Molecular function (GO): protein binding; zinc ion binding
Source: RefSeq, a predicted model, not a curated record
GCUACAUGGGGAGGACUCUGGCUUCAAACACUCAGUGUGCCAGUAUUUGCCUUUGCUACCUCAGAGGUCAACUUCCAUGGAAAACAGCUCUGAGGCCAUGGCUGCUCCUAACGUCCUCCUGUCGGCGGCACAGUUUCAAUGCUGCAUCUGUCAGGACGUGUUCUCCGAGCCCGUCUCCAUCCCCUGCGGCCACAGCUUCUGCCUCUCCUGCAUCAGGUCGCGCUGGGGCGACAGCCGCGCCGUCAGCUGCCCCAGGUGCCGGACGGAGUUCGAGCGGCGCCCCGAGCUCUGUGAGAACUCUUUCGCCAAGGAAAUGUCGGAUAAGAUCCGGGCGAGGAGGCAGAACGGCGGCGCGCCAGCGGAGGGGAAGGCCGUUUACUGCGACGUGUGCGUGGGAACGCGAGCUAAGGCCGCCAAGUCCUGCCUGGUGUGCCUCACCUCGUACUGUGAGGCCCACCUGGAGCCCCACCUGAGAGUUGCCACCUUGAAGACCCACAGGGUGAUCGAGCCUGUGGCGGCGCUGGAGAGCAGGAUGUGCAAAAGGCACCAGAGGCUCUUGGAGUUGUUCUGCAGGAGCGACCAGAAGUGCGUCUGUGUGCUCUGCACCGAGACCGAUCACCGCUCCCACGACACCGUCCCCGUAGAAAGAGAAAGCCAGGAGAAUAAGGUUCAGAUGAAAAGGGUUGAGGCUGAUGUUCAGCAGAUGAUCCAGGACAGACGAAAGAAAGUGGAGGAGAUCAAACAAUCUGUGGAGCUCAGCAAAGAGAUCUCCAAGAGGGACAUAGAAGAGAGCAUGGAGGUUUUCUCUGCUCUGUUUCACACCGUGGAGAAAAGUCGAGCUGAGCUGGUGGAGACCAUCCAGAGGACGCAGGCGUCCGCGGAGCAGCGGGCCGCCCGGCUCAUCACGGAGCUGGAGCUGGAAAUCGUCGAGCUGCAGAUGAGAAGAAAGGAGAUGGAGCAGCUGCUCCACACAGAGGACCACCUUCAUCUUGUGCAGAGGUUUCCAGCUCUGGGUUCUCCUCCACCUUUCAAAGCCUGCUCUGAGACCAUCGUACAUUCAGACACGUGCUUGGGGAUUUUAAGGAGAGAAGUGACCAACAUUGAACAGCAGCUGCAGUCGGAGCUGAAAAGGCUUUCUAUUCGAGAGCACGAGAAGAUGCAGCGGUACGCAGCUGAUGUUCAUCUGGACCCAAGGACGGCUAAUCCUUGGCUGGUUAUAUCAAAGGAUGGGAGACAAGUCAAGGAUGGAGAGGUGGAACAAAAACUGCCUAAUACACCAGAGCGUUUCGACACAGCGCCAUGUGUUCUUGCCCUCAGGGGUUUCACCACAGGCAGACACUACUGGGAGGUGGACGUGGGAGAUAAAACAGCGUGGGAUUUGGGCGUAGCUCGAGAGUCAGUCAACAGGAAAGGCCUGGUCACGUUGUGCCCAGAGUACGGUUACUGGGCGAUUUGUUUGAGGAACGGCAAUGAGUACCGGGCGUGUGCAGGACAGGCGAAGCUGCUGUGUGUCUCCCGGAGGCCUCGGGUGAUUGGAGUGUUUUUGGACUACGAGGACGGGACGGUGUCUUUCUACGACGCAGGGGCCAAAUCGCACCUUUACUCCUUCACACAGUUCCAGUUCACUGAGGCCAUGUUUCCCAUUUUUAACCCGGAUAUGAAUGACAGCAGCAGCAACAAAUCACCGCUCAUCAUUCGUCCUGCCAGUGGAGGCAGAGCUUUAGACGGAAUUACCAUCUGAUGCAAUCAAGUGGAUUUCCAUAUUUUAUCCCAUAAAAUUAUAUAUUUUGUAAUGCAAAUUUAUUUAAAUUAUAUUUUGCUUAUUUUGCUAUUUCAGGUUUAAAGGCCAAAUUGACUUGUUAUUAUCAUUAUUAUUAUUAUUAAAUGUCGAAAUCAAGUCUUUAGUCAAUAGAUUAGUUACUAUUAAUUUCAAGCCAAUAGACCCUUUCAUGGCCUGCAUCACUGUGAUGUCAUGUCGUUAGCUGGAGGCAAAAUAAAGAGGAGCUUGAGGUGUAAUUUUUUUGGUGCAAAAACACAAACUUGAAAUUUUAUCGCAUAUCAGCCACUGCCAGUCAUAGAGAACUUUGGUUGAACGCGAUUAAAAGAAAUGACUGGAGGGAGACAAUCAACUACAACUUCCUGUUUGCAGCGCACACGUGAUAUCUGGAUUAAGAUAAGAUUAAUAUCUAACACACUACCAGUUUCAGCCUGGAUAACGUUAUGAGUUAGACUUAACUGUGACAAAGUUGGCAAAGUUGAGUUAAUUAUUGUUUGGAAGAUUCUUGAUACAUGCUAAUGCUAACUGCUAGCCAACGCUACGUUAGCUGUAUGUUUCAGUCGUGUCCAAGCAGAAAUUAUAUUUACUAUGUUACCCUCCACAGUGGUUCCAUUUACUUCUUGUAAUAUCUUUGUUGGAUUCAGUUGAUAAAAACAGACCAGACUUCGUCCCCUCUGUGUCCUUUGGUAACACUCGUCUUUCCUUGUCCAUUCUUACCAAAACAGUCAAACAGUUGAAAUAUGCUAACCACCGUUUACAGGCUGUAGUGUUUUGUUUUGCCUCCAGAUAAGCUCCGCCCCUGAAAAAAACGUCACAUUGUUUACAAGCUGUGAAGGGUCUAUAGCAACAAUCUUGAUGAGUCAACACUCCAGCACCAACAUCUGCAUACAAAUGAAUCUAAAGGUGUAAGUGAUCUGUAACUAAAUCCCAUGUACUUUUAUACAGUUUGCUUCUUUAAUAAAUAUCUAAUUAUAGUCACAUCAAA